AUGAGUGUAAAUGAAAUCCCUAAGUUGCUAUGGUUGUCGACGUCUAUCUUGUUUAGCUCCGCGUCCUUGUUGAUGAUCCCGGUUUCUAUGUUUCUCUCAGAUCUUCGAGUACAAUGGGAGCGCCGUUGUGGCGAUGGUUGGGAAGAACUGCUUCGCCAUAGCGAGCGAUCGGCGGCUUGGUGUGAAUCUCCAGACCGUCGCGACAGAUUUUCAGAGGAUCUUCAAGAUACACGACAAGCUGUACAUUGGUCUGUCCGGCCUCGCCACUGACGUUCAGACCCUGUGAGUGGAUACAUCCGAUUAAUCCCUUACUGUGCGAGGGAGUUUCCCUCAUUCUCCCGUGACAACCUCGUUCAUUUUUUCAUAUUACAUAGGCACCAACGGCUUGUGUUCCGUCACAAGCUGUAUCAUUUGCGAGAGGAGAGGGAUAUGAAGCCUCAGACUUUUGCUAGCUUAGUGUCGGCUAUGCUCUAUGAGAAGAGGUGCGGGCUCUCACGAAUUUUAUAUCCUACUUCAUUCUUGUUGUUUACUUUUUUUUUUCGUGCGGAGGCCGUUACUUUGUGGUGUUUGAUGCUCGACGUCUGAGUUCUUAUUAAGCUAACCAGACCUGAGAAGAAUGAAAUUGACCUCCAGAAUGAUAUUUGGAAAGUCCGGCACAUAGUCUUAUGGAAAUAAUAAAGAUGGAGAGCAAUCUGUUCGAGUAAAUAUUCCCUUAGGAGGUCAGUCUUAGACACAGAUCAUGCCAUAGUUCAACAACCCAUAAUAAUCAGCAAUGACAUUUUUUAUUCAAAUAGUCAAUUCAUUAGAAACAAAAUCAACAUAGAAUGAUUGCUUGUAUGCUGAAACACGUUGAAAUACUUCAUCUCCAAGUAAACCAAAUUAUAUGGUAAAAUUUAAAUACUGUUUCUCACAUCCAAAAGAAAUUUGAAAAGAUAUUCAAUCAGAAAAGUCUGGACGACUCUGUAACUUAUAUUAUGACCGUCUAUUUGGAGACAUGGUGAAAUUGGAAUGACUACUGUUGAAGAUCACAUAAGAUUAAUUUCUAUAGUUAUACUAAAAAAGACACUGCAGAGCCCAUAAAGUGUUAUGAUGAUUCUGAUAUCCAUAUGAUUAAAAACGAUGUCAUCCACUCACAUAACUCCCAAGUAUUAAUCGCUCAAUGUAAGUACGUACGUUUUCAUGGCCUUAGCACCUUAGUUAGCAAACUGAAAAAGGCAUUUCCGGUAGAGAAUGGUUUUUUUUUAAAUGUUGGAGAAGAUACGCAAUCUCUGGCAAAUAAAUGACAUCACAUUAGCAAGCGGUACGUGAUGAUGACCGAUAGGCUGAUCCCUUGGAACGCAUAAAAAAGUCCCUUCGCUGUUUUCAGACCACAUUGAAGCAAAAAAAAUCAAAGAAACAUGUGAUACUGCAUGAUACUCUAUAUGAGAUGAUAUAUGAUCACACAAUGGUGUCCCGGAUAUUAUGUUUUAAGGUUUUUCCACUCUUUACUUGAUAUCCUUUUUAUUAGUCCUUGACAGAAGUAUGCCUCAAUCAUCUGGCAACGGGAUAGCUUUCCUAAUAAUGAGGAAAAAGAUCUUGGAAGCGCACUUUAAAUAUCUUCAUCUUUCAUUAUGGAGGGGAAGAAAGAGCCGCAAGCACACUUUUUCCUACAUUAGUGCUAGCAUCAAUAAAUCUAUUCGAGUUGUGGAUGUGCAUUUUGAAAGGGGAGUCCAGGUGGAAUAGCGAGGGGUGGCUUUAAGUUGGUGAAUAAUUUUUAAGAGGAUGAAAUACUCUUGUUUCUAUGUUCCGAGUUUAAGGGUUUAUGUUUCGUUGUGCUCUUGGGGGUUGGCUUAUUACUAACGUAUAAUCAAUAUAUGGUUGCCAAGGGUUUCUUUUUCUCAUGGAAAAUGAAUAAAAUGGAGAAAUUUGUGCCAUCAUUUAUGCCCUGUGAUAUGGCACUGAUAUUUUAAAUGAAAGGGGAAAAUACGCUGGGUAGAUAAUAGGGUCUGGGAGAUGGGUGAGAAAGAAGGAUAAUCAUUUUGAUGACCAAAAAGGGGAAUGGAGUGGACUUUCUCGUGUCUUGGAGGUAUAUAAAAAGAUAAGGGUUUGUGUCAUGUGAAAGGAUACAACGGAUAUGAGGAAGCAUUUAAGUUGCGUGCUGGAAUUAGGAUUAAUACAUAGGGUAGGGCGAUAUUCUUGAUCGCCAUAGUGACACCACAGCUUGCAUUCUCGAGGAAAAAAAUCUGAACCUGGUAUCACGAAUAAAACUCACGCCUUAAUGAGGAAUUAGGGCAAAGGAAGCAAGAACCCUGAAAGAUUGUCGGAUCAAAAUGAAACCAGUUCAGCUUUUGUUUAGAUUCCAAUUUAUGAUAUACUAAUGAAUAACGACAUACGUUUUUGUUGUUUUUUUUAAUUUUUUGGCGCAAUAUAACUCACGAAUAUAAAACCAGUUAGUCUUUUCUUGUGUUGAAUGAUCCCACGAAUGAGUCACUAUUGGAUUCAUGCAUGAUUCACCUCUUUGUAGUAUUUGGUGCAUUUUUUUCAAAGGGACAUGGAUUAGAAGUGAACGUUUUGGGAUUAGAGGAGUUAAGCAGAAACUCUUUUCUAUGUCCAUGUCAGGUCUUUGUGCUGAUAGCAGUUCAGCUAUGCAUGCACAUAUGCUAAUGAGUGUUCAAAUGUUGCCAUCAGUAAUGAGAGUAUUUGGGCCCCCUUCUUUUUAGUGUGCAUGGGAUGUUGUACGUGGUGCUGUAUCCGUUUUUAUAUUUUUGGCUACCAUGAAUUCUAUAUUUUUGUGAUUUCACAACUGCCUCCAGGGCUUCAUUACUUAGUUAGCUUUUGUGUGAGUAGCCAUAGGUACAUCACUCUCGUCAUAUUUGCAAUAAUGACGACAUUCUAAGAAAUCACCUCUUAAUUUCCUUUGUUUAUGCUAUGGAAAUCAGUUAAAAAUCGCUAAGGAUAAUGACCUUGAUCUUGGGUUUUUUUUUUCUUCAUUCCGUGAUUUGAAUCACCUAAUCUCCUAAUUUGCAAAAGGAAACGUUUUUCAUUAAUACAAAUAUAAUGAUUUGCAAUGAAUGCAAUAAUUUUAAUCCUUUAAACGUUCAAAAGUAAUUUAAAAUUUAGUUGCUUAUGUUCACAUCAAAUCACUCAACUAAUAAGGGCAAAAAAUACGUAUGAUAUUUAUCAUAGGCCGUAGAACUUGUGUAUGGGUUCGGUUCAGACAUCUAUCGAAUGUUAAAAUUGUGUCCAUGUAUUGCAAUAAGUUUUAUUUAUUCUUGUAGCAAAUAGCAUGCCUUUUUUUUUCUCAAAUAUACGGAUAUCUCAAAUGAUAAGAUAUUUCCUCUCAUUUUAUUUAUUCUUUUUUUUGUCCAUAGAUUUAUAUAUCUUGGACAUGAAAUAGCAUGAAGCCGAUUGCUACUUACUUUAUCUUAUAGGUUUGGUCCAUACUUCUGCAUGCCCGUGAUUGCUGGACUAGGAGAUGAUGAUGUCCCGUUCAUUUGCACAAUGGAUGCUAUCGGCGCCAAGUAAGUUAUUUGACGAACACCAUGAUAUGCGUACAAAUGAAUGCAGAUGAUACACUUGCUAAUCAAUAUGUUUCACGCCCAAGUCAAGUUUAUUUGACAUUUCUUACUUCAACAAUCUUAGCUCUUAAGCUCAGAGUUCUUCCUUUCCUUUGGUACAUUCUAACCUCCACUGAGGGUGGUUAGAUCUGCUGAAUCCCUUGAAAUCACUUUUUGUCAGUCAUUCUUAGAACACCAUAUCCUUUUUAUUUGGAAGCAGAAAGUUUUUGGAUCAACAACCCCCCCCCCCCUUCCUACCGAUUUCGCAGUUACUCACCUUAGUUUAUAUUUCUAAUAAAAAAAAUUCUCCAAGGAUACGGAUACAACAAGGUAAAAGAUAUCUGGAUUAACUCUGAUUUGAAAGACGGAAUGCAUGCAUGCCUCAGUUGGGUUCAUGUUUAUCUCCUCUUUAGAAUUCUUUCUGUUUCAUUUGGACCCACCAAGAUCGAUCAUCCAUUUAGUAUCCCACGUCCCGGCCUGGAGAUGGAAUCAAACGAUACUUGCUGGACUCAAAAAAGCUAGCAAACGAUCUUGUGUCGUGAGCAGCCAGCCUAUCAAUCUCUCCCUCAAAUUGUCUUGAAUGAUCUUGUGAGAUUAAAUAAAUAGGCGGCUCAAUACACUUCAUAUAGCUAGCAUCUUCUAUGAACAGCAGAAAUGAUUCAUUUUCACGUGUGUGUGUGUGUGUGUGUGUGCAUAUUCCUCUACUUGUGAUGCUGCAGGGAGCUAGCGAAAGACUUCGUGGUGUCUGGCACUGCAUCCGAGUCUCUCUACGGUGCCUGCGAGUCCAUGUACAAGCCCGACAUGGUCAGUGAAUGGCUCAUACAUACCACAGUGUGACUUGAUUUGAUGCAAAAAAUAAAAACUUGAUCUUGGAAAUGUGUUACAGGAGCCCGAAGAACUGUUCGAAACAAUCUCCCAGGCGCUUCUCUCAUCCGUCGACCGCGAUUGCUUGAGCGGCUGGGGAGGAUACGUUGUGCUCGUGUAAGUGCAACCAGAGAAAAUGAGAUUUAUUUUUUUAUAUAUAUAAAAAAUGUGCGAGGAAAUUUCUCUUUAUUUUAUCAUCUCUCGCUCUUACCUUUUUUCCUUGCCUUCGCUGGUAAAUUUCUCCCAUCUCUGAGCGAACCCUUGUGCUGUCUCUUUGGGCAAAUCACAGGACUCCGACUGAAGUGCAGGAGAGAACCUUGAAGGGGAGGAUGGACUGA
This is a messenger RNA of Spirodela intermedia, 4738 nucleotides long. The record is from the annotation of a GenBank genome assembly. NCBI's taxonomy places the organism in Eukaryota, Viridiplantae, Streptophyta, Magnoliopsida, Alismatales, Araceae.